AUGGCACACAAGCCUCCACCCCAGUACGAUGAUGGACUUGAGCUGGCUCAGUACCAAGCGGGGACAUGUGUUGGUGGCUACGGUUGGAAAGCGGCCAGCAAUUCUGACGGGAUGAAGGCCGAUGAGUACAUGGGAAUGGAAGUCCACGAGUACCAGGGAGGCAACCACUCCGCUGGAAAUGAUAGAGUUUUCCCGGAAGAUACCUCUGAGAAGCUGCCUUUUGCUUCGAUGGGUAGGGUAUAUGAGGAGGAUAAGCGAUCUCACCUUCGUCGAGAGCUUAAGACGAGACAAAUCUCUAUGAUUGCUCUGGGAGGCGCUUUGGGCACUGGACUGCUCAUUAAUACGGGUCCCUAUCUCGCCCAGUCCGGCCCGGUAUCGAUGUUGAUCGGAUAUGCUCUUGUGGGGGUUUUGUGCUAUGCGGUUAUGGCCGGUCUGGGAGAAAUGGCUUGUUGGUUACCGUUGGCUUCUGGAUUUACUGGCCUAGCAGGUCGCUUUGCUGACCCUGCUCUGGGGUUUGCUCUUGGUUGGAACUACUGGUUCAAAUAUAUUGUUACCACUCCAAACAACAUCAUAGCAUUUGUUUUGGUGAUCAAGUACUGGUUCGAUAAAGAGGGAUACUACGGCCCAGGGGCGAAUCCGGCAAUAUACGUCUCGAUUCUCCUAGCAGUCAUUAUUGCCAUUAAUUAUUUUGGCGUUGGCGUCUUUGGGGAGUUUGAGUUUUGGUUGAGCAGUGUCAAGGUACUCAUAAUGCUGGGCUUGAUAAUCUUCACUCUCGUGUUAGCUGUCAAUGGUGGGCCCAGUAAUGCUGCACCUGGAUUCAAUUACUUAGUUGAUCCUGGAGCGUUUGCUCCAUACUUAACAGGCGGAAGCGGCGGGAAGUUCCUUGGUUUCUGGAAUGUCCUCUCCAGCGCAGUCUUCUCCUUUCUCGGUGCAGAACUUGUAGGGGUCACAGUUGGGGAAGCUCAGAAUCCUCGAAAGGCCGUGCCUCGAGCAGUCAAGCUAACAUUCUUUCGAAUCGUGUUUUUCUACAUUAUUCUCAUCUUCUUGCUUGGCCUAACGGUCCCCUAUAACAGCCCGCUAUUACUUUCUGCAAAUAACGUGAGCGACAACACCGUCUCAGCAGAAGCAAGCCCAUUCGUCGUCGCAGCUAGGCUUGCUGGUGUCAAGGCCGUUCCAGACAUAAUCAAUGUCUGCCUCCUAGCCUUUACCUUCUCUGCGGCGAAUUCAGACCUCUAUAUUGCAACCCGCUCUUUAUAUUCCCUCGCUGUCGAAGGGAGCGCUCCACGGAUCUUCUCCCGCACAAAUUCCCGUGGCGUCCCCAUUUAUGCGCUGGCACUAUCUGCCGCGUUCUGUACCCUCGCCUUCAUGAUCGUCGAUGUUGGGACCUUCACCACAUUCCAGUACUUCGUUUCUCUUGUCACGAUCUUCGGCAUCCUCACCUGGAUAUCGAUCCUUUUAUCCCACAUCUCCUUCAUCAGGGCCCGCCGUGCACAGAACAUUCCAGAUACGGCACUCGCGUACGUCUCUCCCUUCGGAAUCCGCGGAUCCAUCGCUGCCCUUGUCUUCGCUUGCGUUAUCCUUCUAUUCAAUGGCUUUGCGGAUUUCGUGCCUGACCCGAUCACGGGAGUCAAGUUCCAAUGGCAGAAUUUCAUUGUCAAUUAUAUCGGUGUGAUCAUCUAUGCUGGGAUGUUUGUCGGUUAUAAAAUAUUCAUGCGGACGAAAACGUGGAAGCCUCAGGAGGUAGAUUUGUAUACUGGCAAGGCACGGAUUGAUGAGGAAGAAAAUGAGUUUUUGGCCGGGGAGAUGAAAAGAAAUGCGGGAGUUAAGGAGAAGAGAUGGGCGGGAUUGUACAGAGUUACGUUAGGUAACUUCUUUUAG
Messenger RNA from Venustampulla echinocandica, 1878 nucleotides. RefSeq lists its product as uncharacterized. The transcript has 6 exons. The record is from RefSeq and is a predicted model, not a curated record. Gene Ontology annotation, molecular function: amino acid transmembrane transporter activity. Lineage: Eukaryota; Fungi; Ascomycota; Leotiomycetes; Helotiales; Pleuroascaceae. Bases 1 to 1878 code for a protein of 625 amino acids. Gene Ontology annotation, cellular component: membrane. Gene Ontology annotation, biological process: amino acid transmembrane transport.